Plasmodium yoelii is the source of this 669-nucleotide messenger RNA. RefSeq lists its product as uncharacterized. Gene Ontology annotation, biological process: proteasome regulatory particle assembly. The transcript has a single exon. Gene Ontology annotation, molecular function: protein binding. The coding region runs from base 1 to 669 and encodes 222 amino acids. NCBI's taxonomy places the organism in Eukaryota, Apicomplexa, Aconoidasida, Haemosporida, Plasmodiidae. Gene Ontology annotation, cellular component: nucleus; cytoplasm. The record is from RefSeq and is a predicted model, not a curated record.
AUGGAGAUAAACGAAUUCAAUGAACUUGUAAAAGAGCGUGAAUGCAUAGAAAAUGAGAUAAAAGAAAAUCUCGAAUUUUUAGAAAGCCCCGAAAAUAAAAAUAUUGGAAUGAAUGGAAAAUUAGUAGAUUCAGAAGGGUUCCCACGUAAUGAUAUAGAUAUAUAUAAAAUUCGAAUUGCUAGAAAUAAAAUAAUAUGUCUAAAAAAUGACUAUUUAAAUAUAAAUAAAAAAAUAGAAGAUUACUUACAUGAAAUACAUAGUUCAAAACCAGCUAUAAGAGUAGAAAGGAAUAAAGUAAAUUAUUCAAAUAGCAAUGAAAAUUUAAAUGAUAUUAAACCAAUAACUAACAAAGAAGAUAUUGAAUUUGCAAAAAAUAAUAUUUUUGCUUUGGUUGAUGAAAUUGUGGAAAAUUCCCCAUCUCAUAAAGCGGGCAUAAAACUUAAUGAUCAAAUUUUCGAAUUUGGAGAUAUAAAAAAAGAAGGAAAUAAUACUGAUAUAGAUAAUACAAAUAAUAUAUUUAAAAAAAUAUCAAAUUUUAUGAAAGAAAACCCUUCAAAAAUUCAACUCAAAAUAUUAAGGCAAGAGGCUAUAUAUCAUUGUAACAUUUUUCCUGAUAAAACAUCUACAGGUUUAUAUAUUGGAUGUCAUUUAGCACCAAUAACAAAAUGA